Molecule: messenger RNA, 3618 nt
Organism: Bursaphelenchus xylophilus (pine wood nematode)
Lineage: Eukaryota; Metazoa; Nematoda; Chromadorea; Rhabditida; Aphelenchoididae
Source: the annotation of a GenBank genome assembly
AUGGAUCCGACGGUUGAGGUGAUCUUGGGACGGCCAGCGGUUGAGGAUUCCACGGAUGAAAGUUACGGAGAAUUUAUCUUGUUGGGGUAUGUUUUCUUGAUCUUUUCAUUGAAAUUUGUGGUUUUUAGGGAAUGAAUUAUGUGUGAUUAGGUUGUGUAUUUCAUAAACCGACUAUUCCAAUCAAAUUAAAACGAAAUUUCAUCUAUUUCCAAAGAGAACAAGUUUCGGAUCAAGAACAUCAAAUUUGCGGCUAAAAUAAGGUUUUCUUGAAAAAGUUUUAUUUUAAACGAGGUUAACCCUGUUCUCUGGCGAUUGUACCAAGAUGUACUCUUCAAUACUAAUUCAGUUUCCGGUCAACAAUAUUUAGUUUGGCCCAAGUUUUUGAAUGAAAGCCUCAUUUUAUUCAUGACGUUUUUAUGGAUUGUUGUUUUUGUUCCAAACUCGCAUGUGACCAGGUGUUCUUGCAUCAUGUUUUUGUUUACAAUUUGUGCGCAUUCGAUCUGUCGCAGGUUUCGUAAUUUAUAGCCAUUAACACCAUGUAUGGUAUACCUGAUAAGGGUGCAAAAAAAUUCGUUCUUCGGCCUCACAUGACCCGGCGAAUACAAAUAACAUUCCACUGGUCACGUUAUUCACAAGGGCAGUUAAAGUUCUGGCAAAAACUAGACAGAAAGACUUUGAUAAGGAGAUAAACUGAUAAGAAAAUCGAAAGUUCGAUGUGUUUUGGAAAACAAUUUAUGAGCUUUUUGUGUUAUAAAGCUGGGAACUGAAAUUUGAAAGCUAAUUAAAAAAAGAUUAAGAUAUUUUAUCAAGAAUCCUCAAUUCACGACCUUAUUUUAGGUACAAUGGCCCACCAGACAGUGCAAGUCUCCGAUGCUCCACAAACGGCCGUAAACACCGCUCCAAAAUGACCUUCCGAGUCCGUGAACAGGCCAAUGGAAUAAAGAAAGCAGGCAUCUCGGAAACAAAGCAGAACCCACUUCAGAAUGACGUGAGUUUCUAUUCUCCUUUCCUUUUCUUCAAAUUUUAGGUUAAUCAAACUGAUUUUGUCUUCUUCCAGGCGGUAAAAGACUCAUCUAAGCACGUGGUGUCCUACUUGUAUUAUAAAGGUCAUGCAGUGCUUGUGGAGUAUGAAAUUGAUCAAGCCAAGGACAUGUUCCAGGUAAAAAUUGAUAUUAUACUAGCUAUCAAAAACGGCAUCGUGAAAGACAAACAGAUAUUAACAAAAUCGAUUUCAGAUUGGUCGCUCAUCCGAACCACAGAUUGAUUUUACCAUUGUGGACACUUGGCUAGCCGCCUCCAGCCCAGGGUCGGUCCUCAGUCCUCUUGGACAUCAUCGAAGUCAGAAAGUGAAAAGCGUCAAUGCCAAAGGAGAGAAACAAGUAUCGUCGACGAUCUCUCGCUACGCUUGCAGAAUCCUGGCCGAUCGAGAAGAGCCCAACAAAUGUUACGUUUACGCGGCUGGCUUUGACACCUCAAGGAACAUCUUUUUGGGGGUAAGUUGAUGGGUAAAGUGAGUUAUUAGUGUAUUUUCCAGAUUAUUUUGAAAUGAUCUGGCGUAGUUAUUAGUUGAGCGGGAUUUUGGUAAAGGUUCUUUCUAAAUUUCGAGAGGAUUUUACCAUUUUCUUAAGAGUUAUAUCAAAAUCUUUACGGUUCAUGUCUAGAGCAAUAGAAUUUUCUUGAAAACUUUUAAUAUUCCUCUAAUUUUAGGAGAAAGCGACCAAGUGGCAAAAGAAGAAUGGAGAAUUCGAUGGCCUCACCACCAAUGGUGUCUUAAUUUUACACCCAAACCGCAGUGCUGACACCGAAAAUCAGGAGAUGUACAUCUGGAGAGAGGUCUCUGUAGAUGGAGAAAUCUACACUCUCAGAGAGACCAGGUCAUCUACAAAGCGAGGGGACCUCGUUCCGGACGAGACUAACCAACUGCAAGACGGAACUCUGAUUGAUUUAUGUGGAGCAACACUUCUUUGGAGAUCAGCUGAAGGUCUAAAACAAAGCCCAUCAACGGCCGAGUUGGAACGACGGUUGGAUGAGUUGAAUGCAGGUGAGAGUUUGAAGAUUUUUCUUGAUGUUUAGGUUGAUUAGAAGUGGAGUGGAUGGUAUUUUUUGAAGGUCGAAUACUAAAAGUUAUUAGAGAAGCACUUGACACAUAGAGUCAAGUGUGGCACUGGUGUAAAUCAGGUGGUUAGAAGCAGGGGUGGUCAGUGGGCCGGGCCGGCCCGUCACGGGCCGGCCCGGCCCGGCCCAAACGGGCCGGCCGGGCUCAAAAAUGGAAAAUUACAAACGGGCCGGGCCCGUCACGGGCCGGGCCGCGGGCCUGGGGUUUUUCCGGCCCGGCCCGUCUAAAUUACAAUGCCAAACCGUUGGCAUUCAUUGUUUUCGCGCCGGGAAAAUUAAUUGAUGUUGUUAUAGUUGCUGUUUCUCAAGUUCUAAAACGUUUACAAGUCUAUAGUUCCAUUAUAAAACCACAAAACUAUCACAUUGAUCCUUUACUAGCUAUAUCAACGCCUUUUUUGCCUAAGUUUAGAUCCCAAGCUUGGGCGCAGUUCGCAGAACCCUCUAUAAACGGGCCUGCACGGGCCGGGCCGGGCCGGGCCAGGCCCGUCACGGGCCGGGCCUGGAAAAAGACUAGACGGGCCGGGCCGGUAAUUAGACGGGCCGGGCCGCGGGCCGAAAAUCGGAAAAAUAGGGUCCGCUGACCACCCCUGGUUAGAAGAAGGAUGUCUGGUUUAUUGCUCUCUAAUUUACGGUUAAGAGACUUUUACAGCAUCUUCGUCAAGUUUUGUUGAAAGAUUUAUUGGUAGUUGUAUUAUCUAUGAUUUUUUUUGAGAAAAUUUAUUUAUUUUUCUUUUAAUUUUAGGUAAACCACAAUGCCCCGUCAACCUCAAUACGUUGAUAAUUCCUCGGAAACGCACGACGAAGAACAGCAACAACUCCAAACAGCCAUAUGUCUACCUGAGAUGCGGCCAUGUACAAGGUAAACACAAUUGGGGCGUUACGCAGACUGGAGCCUCGGAAUGCGCAUUUAAAUGCCCGAUUUGUAUGCUGGAGAGCGACGCCAUCCUUCAGCUGACAAUGGGAAUGGAGUCAGCUUUCCAUUUGGACUCGGAUUCAUUGGAUUACGCCUUCAAUCCGUGUGGUCAUGUGGCGAGCAAAGCUACUGUUAGGUAAGUAAUUUUAUGGUUGUUUUUUGAUGUUUAGGAAGGAGAACGAAGGUCAGAGAAGGUCUAAAUAUGGGGUUGGAGAAAGUUGAAAAGUGUUUUUUUGGAAUCUUCGGCGGUUUUUAGCUUUUUGGAGGCAGUUCUGACCUUGUUUUAGACGAAUUGUCGUUGUUUCUUGGCUUUAGAAAGAGGAUAAAUUUAGGAAGAGGUUUUCUCUUUAGAGAUUGUAAUUUCUAUGCUUUUGAGGCCAUUUGGACGAAAUCUCGGCUUUGUUUUAGGCAUCUUAUUAUUAUAUUAUACUUGAUGAUUAACCGUCGAUUUUUUUAGCUAUUGGUCCCGAAUCCCCCUGCCUCAUGGAACGAACAGCUUCUACCCGGUGUGCCCCUUCUGCACCACCCUCUUGGACAUGAAAAAACCACACGUUAGACUGAUCUUCCAGGAUCAUUGCUACGAUACCUAA